This is a messenger RNA of Anguilla rostrata (American eel), 2135 nucleotides long. RefSeq names its product dipeptidyl-peptidase 7 (gene dpp7). Gene Ontology annotation, cellular component: vesicle. Gene Ontology annotation, biological process: proteolysis. The transcript has 13 exons. The record is from RefSeq and is a predicted model, not a curated record. The coding region runs from base 80 to 1690 and encodes 536 amino acids. Gene Ontology annotation, molecular function: dipeptidyl-peptidase activity; serine-type exopeptidase activity. Lineage: Eukaryota; Metazoa; Chordata; Actinopteri; Anguilliformes; Anguillidae.
AGAAGUCAUAUGACUCUGCUGCCUUUGUUAUCGAUUCAGCUGGCGAACUAGUGGCUACUAACAUGCUGUAACCUGUAAAAUGGCAGUACAUAUGUUUGUUGUAAUUUCUACGCUGUUAUUUUGUUUACAUGGAGAAACGAGAGGGUUUCCUAAUCCUAACCAGCAGUAUGUCAUAAGUAAAAUUUCUGACGCUCUUCUGAUCCCUUCGCCAGAAGAAUUUAUUUUCAGUCAGCAGGAUUCUGUCCAAGUUAGCAAGAAGUCUGGAAAAACUGAAUCAUUAAGGGAAGAGGCGACCUGGAAGAAACAUGCAGUGCCUUUCAUCAACGCUGACCCAGAACCCAAGUUUAAAGAAAAGUUUUUCACACAAGUGCUUGACCACUUCAAUUUUAAUAGCAUGGGUAAUGGCACUUUUGAUCAGAGGUAUUUGAUUACAGAUCAGUACUGGAAGAAAGGCCACGGUCCCAUAUUUUUCUACACCGGAAACGAAGGAGACAUCUGGGAGUUCGCGUUGAACUCCGGCUUUAUAACAGAGUUGGCUGCCGAGCAAGGCGCUCUGGUCAUAUUUGCUGAACAUAGAUACUAUGGAAAAUCGCUUCCAUUUGGCAAAGACUCCUUUAACAUCCCAGAGGUGGGCCUGCUGACAGUGGAGCAGGCCCUUGCAGACUAUGCUGUGAUGAUUACAGAGAUGAAACAGCAGCUGGGAGCCACCAACUGUCCUGUCAUUGUGUUUGGGGGCAGUUACGGGGGCAUUCUCAGUGUCUACAUGAGACUGAGGUACCCCAACAUCGUCGCCGGGGCUCUGGCUGCCAGCGCUCCAAUCCUGUCUACCGUUGGAAUGGGGGAUUCAACACAGUUUUUUCACGAUGUGACCUCAGAUUUUGAGAGCUACAGUCCUGCGUGUAGAGAUGCGGUGCGCGGAGCUUUUCUUAAGCUGGAGAACCUGGCGCAGAAUAAAGAUUAUCAUACUAUCCAGUCAGGUUUCUCCCUGUGUAAGACCCCGUCAAGUGGUGCCGACAUUCACCAGCUGAAGGGACUCCUGCGAAACGCCUUCACGAUGAUGGCUAUGAUGGACUACCCCUACAGCACCCACUUCAUGGGGAGCAUGCCAGCCAAUCCCGUCAAGGUGGCGUGCGACACCAUGUUGAGUGGAGCUGAUCUACUGCCUGCCCUGAGAGACACUGUGGGAAUUUUCUACAAUUCCUCCGGUGAGCUGACCUGCUUUGACCUCUAUGGACUGUAUUUGGAGUGUGCCGAUCCCACAGGCUGCCUAGACAGUCUUGCAUGGGACUAUCAGGCCUGCACGGAGAUCGAGUUGUGCUAUGAGAGCAACAAUGUCAGCGACAUGUUCCCACCCCUUCCAUUCACGGAACAGGACCGUGAACGGUACUGCACUAAGAGAUGGGGCGUGGUGCCCCGCCCAGGCUGGCUCAAAACCCAGUUCUGGGGAGAUGCUCUCUCCACAGCCAGCAACAUCAUUUUCUCCAAUGGGGAUCUUGACCCAUGGGCAAAUGGAGGGGUAAGAAAGUCCUUGAGCCCAUCCCUGAUCGCAAUCACCAUUUCUGAAGGAGCACAUCACCUAGACUUGAGGGGUUCGAACGAGGCAGACCCUUCAUCAGUGAUUGAGGCCCGCAGGAAGGAGUCUGAAAUUAUCACCCAAUGGGUGAAGAUGGCGAGGAGGAAGUCGCUCUGAGAGCUGCUUGCGAAACGGAUAAUCAGAAGUUCAAACUUCACAAGCUGUGCUCAAUGAAGUCAAGCUGCUGUAAAAUCAACAAAAAUCAAUAAAGCUUUUAAAUGCAGGCAUUUUUCACCAAAACGAAACUCAAACCAAUGGCUUCUUUCAAUAUUUUAAUGUAGCCCAGAUGACACGUACAAAACAUAUUUCUCCAUACAAGAUUGUAGAUGGCUGACAGGCAUCCAUGUUGCUCCAAUAACAGGUUUAGACAGUCGCACUGGCCAUUGUUUUGGCAUGUGUACAACAGAGAUUCUGCACGACAGCCAAAGUGGCACCCACAUUAUGAAGCAAAUACCGACUAAAAAGUCUUUGGGAAGGAUCAGCCAUGUCUUUGGUGUAUUUUUUAUUUGUUUUUUAAACUUGAGAUGUGUCAUGGAAAAUCCAUUAAAACUUUUUAAAAAUA